AUGUACAUCAAUGUGGUCUUUGAAUGGCUUACAAAGGAAAAAAUCAUUUCCUGGGUUAUUGGAAGCAGCACGGUGUCAAGGUAUGCUGGUCAGUACCCAGAUCCUCAUCGCCCUUGUGUCAGUGCUUUCUCAAAAGGACGAGAUGCUGCCAUGGGGACCCCACUCACCAGUGGUGGCCUCGUCUUUUAUAGAUGGAUUCCUCAAAAUCACACUUGCCACCCCUGUCUCCAAAAUUUGGAUCACAGUCUAGAUGCUCCCACCCUUUCUCCUCAAAACUGCCACACCACAGUCUCACCAACCGCCAGGGUGCUCUGCCCUUUCGUGACCAAAUCCCUGAAGCUAGUUUAUAUCGCCACGGGGAAAGAUGGCAGGCUUUUUCCCAUGGUGCAUUUUGCCAGCCACCAGUGGAAGGUGACCUCUGAGGUCACCUUAAUUGGAAAUGAACUAGACCUUGCAUGUGGAGAGAGAAUUCUACUGGAGAAGGUCCUACUGGUUGGGGCAGACAACUUCACACUGCUUGGCAAGCCACUCCUCAGAAAGGAUCUUGUCUGAGUAGAAGCCAUAGUCAUUGAAAAGACAGAAUCAUGGCCAAGAGUCAUUAUGAGAUUUAGGAGAAGAAAAAUCUUCAAGAAGAAAUAAUUCGUUGUGACCCCUCAGACCGUCCUCCGGAUAAACAGCAUUGAGAUUGCUCCGUGUUUGUUGUAA
This is a messenger RNA of Nomascus leucogenys (northern white-cheeked gibbon), 705 nucleotides long. RefSeq names its product large ribosomal subunit protein bL21m (gene MRPL21). Lineage: Eukaryota; Metazoa; Chordata; Mammalia; Primates; Hylobatidae. Gene Ontology annotation, molecular function: structural constituent of ribosome. The record is from RefSeq and is a predicted model, not a curated record. Gene Ontology annotation, cellular component: mitochondrial large ribosomal subunit; ribosome.